AUGCGGCCGCUGCAGUGGCUGCCCGUGGUGGAGGAGCCCGACCCUCUGGAGCGCCGCUUCCUCGCGCGCAGCCCCGCCGCCGCCCUCGCCGAGGGCACAUUCCGGAGCGUGCCGACGAUGAUGGGGAUCAACUCCAGGGAGGGGAUGGUCUUGUUGGCGGGCAUGAACCGGCGGAGUCUGGCGCGCCUGCUGCAGCGCGUCGACCGCGACUUCGGCCUGGUGGUCGGUGACCUGCCCUUCACGCCCUGGGCGCAGCAGCCGCCCCCCGAGGCCCUGGUCCGCCAGGCCGGCCACCUCAUCCGCAGCUUCUUCUUCGGCAGGCAGCGCGUCGCCGAGCGGACUCUGCCGGUGUUUCUCGACUUAUAUUCGGACAUCAUUUUCAACAUCGGCGUGCGCGAGGCGGCUGCCCUUGAAGCCCGCUGGGCGUCGGAGAGGCCGGAGUCACCACACUACUUGUAUCGAUUCUCGUUCGACGGCCGCCUCGGCUUCAUCAAGCGCCUGAUGGGCACCACUGUCCUUCCCCCGAUAUCCCUGUCUGCAGACUCGCCGGACAUGGAGACACGCCGACGACUGCUCACUUUGUGGACCAACUUUGUCAAAUAUGGGGACCCGACACCGAAGAAUUGCACCGACCUGGAUUCCAUUCAGUGGGAAUCAAAUCGAGUCGAUCACGACUUUUAUUUGGACAUAAAUGUUAACUUGACACUGCGCGAACACAUAUUUGAAUCUAGGAUGAAAUUUUGGAGUGACUUGUACCGCGAUGUUUUGAAAAUACCUUUGAGUUGGUGACUGACGAGUGCUGAGUUGUGACAAAAAUG
Thrips palmi is the source of this 818-nucleotide messenger RNA. Its product is annotated as juvenile hormone esterase-like. The coding region runs from base 1 to 789 and encodes 262 amino acids. Lineage: Eukaryota; Metazoa; Arthropoda; Insecta; Thysanoptera; Thripidae. The transcript is spliced from 5 exons. The record is from RefSeq and is a predicted model, not a curated record.